This is a messenger RNA of Homo sapiens (human), 7797 nucleotides long. It is a transcript of the gene NNT, whose product is annotated as nicotinamide nucleotide transhydrogenase. Bases 1545 to 4805 code for a protein of 1086 amino acids. The transcript is spliced from 22 exons. The record is from RefSeq and is a predicted model, not a curated record. Gene Ontology annotation, cellular component: mitochondrial inner membrane. NCBI's taxonomy places the organism in Eukaryota, Metazoa, Chordata, Mammalia, Primates, Hominidae. Gene Ontology annotation, biological process: proton transmembrane transport. Gene Ontology annotation, molecular function: oxidoreductase activity; proton-translocating NAD(P)+ transhydrogenase activity.
GCUGUUCUUCCGGGUUGGAGGCGCAGCGCCGCGGGGCCCAAGCCCGGGUCUGCCAGCGCGACGUCCUCUCGCGGCCCUCAGGGCACAGCCCAAGGCUGUCAGCCUCCCGGCCCAGGUGAGCGCGACGGCACUGGCGGGUGCGGGCAGCCGGGGCGCGCGCCUAGGGCGCAGCUGGGAAAGGGGCUCGGGCCUUUCCUGAAGACCACGGCCCUCGCCGGGAGAGAGACCUGUCAAAGAGCAAAGCGGGGCGGGGUCGGCGGUGUCCCGGGCGCAGGGUGCAUUGGGGUGUCCGCAGGCCGCAGGCUUAGGUGGGGAAGAAGCACCGUGCCUCUUGGUGUCCCUUUCUCGUCUCCUGCUGGGGCGAUGUCGAAGGGAGUGGGCUGGUGGAUUUGGGAACUGGGUCCCCGAAGAGGGCAGGGAAUGAGGCGGCAGCUGUGCAGGUGCAGAUAUUUGCAGCUUUGGGGGACAGCGAGAGUCGUACGGGGUCAUUUCGGCCCUCAAGAUCGGGGGUGGUGGAGAGGGAGGUCAUAGAGGACUUUCGAUGGGCGGUUCAUCCAGAGAGGUGGCAGCUGGAUGCCCUUGAGGUAUGCUUGACCCUUGAGGGAGUUCGGAGAGGGUGUCCGGCUGGGGACAUAGGAGAUUGCGAGCACAAAUUGUGAGUGUGAGUUGGGGCGGUCUGGCGGUGGUGGGUACAAGUUUCUGGGGCCUAGGCUGGUGAGGAGGAAGAGACAGCGGAGAGGGCGACCUGGGCAGAGCUAGUUCAAACUCAACAGCCGGAAUGACUAUUUGCAGCCGUGGCCAAUCGGCUUCCUAGGGAGGUUAUAAAUAGCGGUCUCGUGCAGAUGCCAGCGGGUGGCAGUUAGUUGCCGAGCAAGGGACGGCACCGGUGGCAGUAGCCGUGACACCAGUGGCUUUGGGUGAGGUCACGGCGCCUGCCAGCCGAAGCUGGCUCAGUAGGGUAUUGUGUCCUUGCUGGUAUGUCUCGCUUUUAAAAGCGUGACUUGUUUAUGGUUGCCGGUGUCCUUUAUUCACCCUGUGGCGCCGGCCAGUCCUUAGGUGGUCUGUUUGUCAGGAGUCUUGUAGGACAGACUUAUUCGGAGAAGCGCGUGGGGCUUAGGUGCCUACCUACUCUUCUUAUUUAAAGUGUGCCCCUUUUCUUCAUUGCACCCCUUUUAUUUGUAAACCUUGACUUUUUAUUAACAGACAGUUUAGGAUUGCCUUCUUUCCAGCAGGUGCGCUUAGGCUGCUUACCUUGGUGAUAGAAUCAGUUUUCCACAAGGCUACACAAACAUUUCCUUUUCAAAGGAAAUUUUCCGAAAAUCCUUGGAAAAUGUGCUCAAUAGGUACUUAGGCUUAAGGUCACCUAGCCCUAUUCAUUCAGUCAAAAAUACUGACUUCCUCUGUGUUGUGCAAAGCACUGGGGGAGAGUAAUACCAAAGUGAAUAUAACAGCUGAUAAGGAUAUUCUCAGUCCUGGCAACAACCCUGAGAGUGAUUUGCCUUCAAGGAAACUGGGGAGUCAGAAAAUUGGGAACUCAUAUCAACAUGGCAAACCUAUUGAAAACAGUGGUGACUGGCUGCUCGUGUCCUCUACUUAGCAAUUUGGGGUCCUGUAAGGGUCUACGUGUGAAGAAGGAUUUUUUACGAACAUUUUAUACUCACCAAGAACUGUGGUGUAAAGCGCCUGUAAAACCAGGAAUUCCAUAUAAGCAACUGACUGUUGGAGUCCCCAAAGAGAUAUUCCAAAAUGAGAAGCGAGUGGCAUUGUCUCCUGCUGGUGUUCAGAACUUGGUCAAGCAGGGUUUUAAUGUUGUCGUGGAAUCGGGUGCGGGCGAAGCUUCCAAGUUCUCAGAUGAUCACUAUAGAGUGGCAGGUGCCCAAAUCCAAGGGGCAAAGGAAGUGCUGGCUUCUGAUUUGGUGGUCAAAGUGCGAGCCCCUAUGGUUAAUCCAACAUUAGGUGUUCAUGAAGCUGACCUUUUAAAGACAUCAGGAACGCUGAUUAGUUUUAUUUACCCAGCCCAAAAUCCAGAGUUGCUAAAUAAACUUUCCCAAAGAAAAACUACAGUUCUGGCAAUGGACCAGGUUCCAAGAGUCACAAUUGCUCAGGGAUAUGAUGCGCUAAGCUCCAUGGCCAACAUUGCGGGUUAUAAGGCUGUUGUCCUAGCAGCAAAUCAUUUUGGACGUUUUUUUACUGGUCAGAUCACAGCUGCUGGAAAAGUUCCUCCAGCUAAGAUUCUGAUAGUUGGUGGUGGUGUUGCUGGGCUUGCUUCUGCAGGCGCAGCAAAGUCGAUGGGUGCAAUUGUUCGAGGAUUUGACACAAGAGCUGCAGCUUUGGAACAGUUCAAGUCUCUUGGUGCUGAGCCCUUGGAGGUGGACUUGAAGGAAUCUGGUGAGGGACAAGGAGGAUAUGCAAAAGAGAUGUCCAAAGAGUUCAUUGAAGCUGAAAUGAAACUCUUUGCUCAACAAUGCAAGGAGGUAGACAUCCUUAUCAGCACAGCACUUAUUCCAGGUAAAAAAGCUCCAGUUUUAUUUAAUAAAGAAAUGAUUGAGUCAAUGAAGGAAGGUUCAGUUGUUGUGGAUUUAGCUGCUGAGGCUGGUGGAAACUUUGAAACCACUAAGCCAGGAGAACUCUACAUUCAUAAGGGAAUUACUCACAUAGGCUACACAGACCUGCCCAGCCGAAUGGCCACUCAGGCCAGCACCCUAUAUUCCAACAACAUCACCAAACUCCUGAAGGCCAUCAGCCCGGACAAAGAUAAUUUUUAUUUUGAUGUGAAAGAUGACUUUGACUUUGGUACGAUGGGUCAUGUCAUUAGAGGAACUGUAGUGAUGAAAGAUGGUAAAGUGAUUUUCCCAGCUCCCACACCGAAAAAUAUUCCUCAAGGUGCCCCAGUAAAACAGAAGACAGUGGCUGAGCUGGAAGCUGAAAAAGCAGCUACCAUUACACCCUUCAGGAAGACAAUGUCAACGGCUUCUGCAUAUACAGCAGGUCUCACAGGGAUACUGGGUUUGGGCAUUGCGGCUCCCAAUCUAGCCUUUUCUCAGAUGGUGACCACUUUUGGCUUGGCUGGCAUUGUGGGGUAUCAUACCGUCUGGGGAGUGACCCCUGCUCUCCACUCACCACUGAUGUCUGUGACAAAUGCAAUCUCAGGGCUGACUGCAGUUGGUGGGUUGGCACUGAUGGGAGGACAUUUGUAUCCUUCCACAACUUCUCAGGGCCUUGCUGCUCUUGCUGCAUUCAUAUCCUCUGUCAACAUUGCAGGUGGCUUUCUGGUGACUCAGAGAAUGCUGGACAUGUUCAAGCGUCCCACUGACCCCCCAGAAUACAACUACCUGUACCUGCUCCCUGCCGGCACCUUUGUUGGUGGAUAUUUAGCUGCCCUCUACAGUGGUUAUAACAUUGAACAGAUCAUGUACCUAGGCUCGGGUUUGUGCUGUGUCGGUGCCUUGGCUGGCCUCUCCACCCAGGGAACAGCACGUCUUGGCAAUGCACUGGGCAUGAUUGGGGUUGCUGGAGGACUGGCAGCCACCCUCGGAGUCCUAAAACCGGGCCCAGAAUUACUAGCUCAGAUGUCUGGAGCGAUGGCUUUGGGUGGUACCAUUGGAUUGACAAUUGCCAAACGCAUCCAGAUUUCUGAUUUACCUCAAUUAGUUGCUGCUUUUCACAGUUUAGUGGGUUUGGCAGCUGUACUUACUUGCAUAGCUGAGUACAUUAUAGAAUAUCCACAUUUUGCUACGGAUGCAGCAGCAAAUCUCACCAAGAUUGUGGCCUACCUCGGCACUUACAUUGGUGGCGUCACCUUUAGUGGGUCUCUCAUUGCCUAUGGAAAAUUGCAGGGUCUCCUGAAAUCUGCCCCUCUCCUACUGCCUGGAAGGCACUUACUCAAUGCAGGCUUACUGGCUGCUAGUGUGGGCGGGAUAAUCCCAUUCAUGGUGGACCCAAGCUUUACUACUGGCAUCACCUGUCUGGGUUCAGUGUCUGCUCUCUCUGCUGUCAUGGGUGUGACUUUGACAGCUGCUAUUGGGGGUGCUGACAUGCCCGUCGUUAUCACUGUGCUGAACAGCUACUCAGGCUGGGCCCUGUGUGCAGAGGGCUUCCUGCUCAACAACAAUCUGCUGACCAUCGUGGGUGCACUCAUAGGCUCGUCUGGUGCUAUCCUGUCAUACAUCAUGUGUGUGGCAAUGAAUCGCUCCCUGGCUAAUGUGAUUCUUGGAGGCUAUGGCACCACUUCAACAGCUGGUGGAAAACCCAUGGAAAUUUCUGGCACACAUACGGAAAUCAACCUUGACAAUGCAAUUGACAUGAUUCGAGAAGCUAAUAGCAUUAUUAUUACACCAGGCUAUGGUCUCUGUGCAGCCAAAGCUCAAUACCCCAUUGCUGAUUUGGUAAAGAUGCUCACUGAGCAAGGCAAAAAAGUCAGGUUUGGAAUUCACCCAGUUGCAGGCCGAAUGCCUGGUCAGCUUAAUGUGCUGCUGGCUGAGGCUGGUGUGCCAUAUGACAUUGUGUUGGAAAUGGAUGAGAUCAACCAUGAUUUUCCAGAUACUGAUUUGGUCCUUGUAAUUGGAGCUAAUGACACUGUUAAUUCAGCAGCUCAAGAAGAUCCCAACUCUAUUAUUGCAGGCAUGCCAGUCCUUGAGGUCUGGAAAUCAAAGCAGGUGAUUGUUAUGAAGAGGUCUUUGGGUGUUGGCUAUGCUGCAGUGGACAAUCCAAUCUUCUACAAACCUAACACGGCCAUGCUUCUAGGUGAUGCCAAGAAAACAUGUGACGCGCUCCAGGCGAAAGUUAGAGAAUCCUAUCAGAAGUAAAUAUUAAGGAUCAAGCUGUUAGCUAAUAAUGCCACCUCUGCAGUUUUGGGAACAGGCAAAUAAAGUAUCAGUAUACAUGGUGAUGUACAUCUGUAGCAAAGCUCUUGGAGAAAAUGAAGACUGAAGAAAGCAAAGCAAAAACUGUAUAGAGAGAUUUUUCAAAAGCAGUAAUCCCUCAAUUUUAAAAAAGGAUUGAAAAUUCUAAAUGUCUUUCUGUGCAUAUUUUUUGUGUUAGGAAUCAAAAGUAUUUUAUAAAAGGAGAAAGAACAGCCUCAUUUUAGAUGUAGUCCUGUUGGAUUUUUUAUGCCUCCUCAGUAACCAGAAAUGUUUUAAAAAACUAAGUGUUUAGGAUUUCAAGACAACAUUAUACAUGGCUCUGAAAUAUCUGACACAAUGUAAACAUUGCAGGCACCUGCAUUUUAUGUUUUUUUUUUCAACAAAUGUGACUAAUUUGAAACUUUUAUGAACUUCUGAGCUGUCCCCUUGCAAUUCAACCGCAGUUUGAAUUAAUCAUAUCAAAUCAGUUUUAAUUUUUUAAAUUGUACUUCAGAGUCUAUAUUUCAAGGGCACAUUUUCUCACUACUAUUUUAAUACAUUAAAGGACUAAAUAAUCUUUCAGAGAUGCUGGAAACAAAUCAUUUGCUUUAUAUGUUUCAUUAGAAUACCAAUGAAACAUACAACUUGAAAAUUAGUAAUAGUAUUUUUGAAGAUCCCAUUUCUAAUUGGAGAUCUCUUUAAUUUCGAUCAACUUAUAAUGUGUAGUACUAUAUUAAGUGCACUUGAGUGGAAUUCAACAUUUGACUAAUAAAAUGAGUUCAUCAUGUUGGCAAGUGAUGUGGCAAUUAUCUCUGGUGACAAAAGAGUAAAAUCAAAUAUUUCUGCCUGUUACAAAUAUCAAGGAAGACCUGCUACUAUGAAAUAGAUGACAUUAAUCUGUCUUCACUGUUUAUAAUACGGAUGGAUUUUUUUUCAAAUCAGUGUGUGUUUUGAGGUCUUAUGUAAUUGAUGACAUUUGAGAGAAAUGGUGGCUUUUUUUAGCUACCUCUUUGUUCAUUUAAGCACCAGUAAAGAUCAUGUCUUUUUAUAGAAGUGUAGAUUUUCUUUGUGACUUUGCUAUCGUGCCUAAAGCUCUAAAUAUAGGUGAAUGUGUGAUGAAUACUCAGAUUAUUUGUCUCUCUAUAUAAUUAGUUUGGUACUAAGUUUCUCAAAAAAUUAUUAACACAUGAAAGACAAUCUCUAAACCAGAAAAAGAAGUAGUACAAAUUUUGUUACUGUAAUGCUCGCGUUUAGUGAGUUUAAAACACACAGUAUCUUUUGGUUUUAUAAUCAGUUUCUAUUUUGCUGUGCCUGAGAUUAAGAUCUGUGUAUGUGUGUGUGUGUGUGUGUGCGUUUGUGUGUUAAAGCAGAAAAGACUUUUUUAAAAGUUUUAAGUGAUAAAUGCAAUUUGUUAAUUGAUCUUAGAUCACUAGUAAACUCAGGGCUGAAUUAUACCAUGUAUAUUCUAUUAGAAGAAAGUAAACACCAUCUUUAUUCCUGCCCUUUUUCUUCUCUCAAAGUAGUUGUAGUUAUAUCUAGAAAGAAGCAAUUUUGAUUUCUUGAAAAGGUAGUUCCUGCACUCAGUUUAAACUAAAAAUAAUCAUACUUGGAUUUUAUUUAUUUUUGUCAUAGUAAAAAUUUUAAUUUAUAUAUAUUUUUAUUUAGUAUUAUCUUAUUCUUUGCUAUUUGCCAAUCCUUUGUCAUCAAUUGUGUUAAAUGAAUUGAAAAUUCAUGCCCUGUUCAUUUUAUUUUACUUUAUUGGUUAGGAUAUUUAAAGGAUUUUUGUAUAUAUAAUUUCUUAAAUUAAUAUUCCAAAAGGUUAGUGGACUUAGAUUAUAAAUUAUGGCAAAAAUCUAAAAACAACAAAAAUGAUUUUUAUACAUUCUAUUUCAUUAUUCCUCUUUUUCCAAUAAGUCAUACAAUUGGUAGAUAUGACUUAUUUUAUUUUUGUAUUAUUCACUAUAUCUUUAUGAUAUUUAAGUAUAAAUAAUUAAAAAAAUUUAUUGUACCUUAUAGUCUGUCACCAAAAAAAAAAAAUUAUCUGUAGGUAGUGAAAUGCUAAUGUUGAUUUGUCUUUAAGGGCUUGUUAACUAUCCUUUAUUUUCUCAUUUGUCUUAAAUUAGGAGUUUGUGUUUAAAUUACUCAUCUAAGCAAAAAAUGUAUAUAAAUCCCAUUACUGGGUAUAUACCCAAAGGAUUAUAAAUCAUGCUGCUAUAAAGACACAUGCACACGUAUGUUUAUUGCAGCACUAUUCACAAUAGCAAAGACUUGGAACCAACCCAAAUGUCCAUCAAUGAUAGACUUGAUUAAGAAAAUGUGCACAUAUACACCAUGGAAUACUAUGCAGCCAUAAAAAAGGAUGAGUUCAUGUCCUUUGUAGGGACAUGGAUAAAGCUGGAAACCAUCAUUCUGAGCAAACUAUUGCAAGGACAGAAAACCAAACACUGCAUGUUCUCACUCAUAGGUGGGAAUUGAACAAUGAGAACACUUGGACACAAGGUGGGGAACACCACACACCAGGGCCUGUCAUGGGGUGGGGGGAGUGGGGAGGGAUAGCAUUAGGAGAUAUACCUAAUGUAAAUGAUGAGUUAAUGGGUGCAGCACACCAACAUGGCACAUGUAUACAUAUGUAGCAAACCUGCACGUUGUGCACAUGUACCCUAGAACUUAAAGUAUAAUUAAAAAAAAAAAGAAAACAGAAGCUAUUUAUAAAGAAGUUAUUUGCUGAAAUAAAUGUGAUCUUUCCCAUUAAAAAAAUAAAGAAAUUUUGGGGUAAAAAAACACAAUAUAUUGUAUUCUUGAAAAAUUCUAAGAGAGUGGAUGUGAAGUGUUCUCACCACAAAAGUGAUAACUAAUUGAGGUAAUGCACAUAUUAAUUAGAAAGAUUUUGUCAUUCCACAAUGUAUAUAUACUUAAAAAUAUGUUAUACACAAUAAAUACAUACAUUAAAAAAUAA